Molecule: messenger RNA, 3031 nt
Organism: Phalacrocorax carbo (great cormorant)
Lineage: Eukaryota; Metazoa; Chordata; Aves; Suliformes; Phalacrocoracidae
Source: RefSeq, a predicted model, not a curated record
CGGCGGGAGGGGCGUGGCCGGGGCUCUGUGCGGGGUGACAGCGCGGCCGCCGCCCCGCACGGCGCCGCCGCCCCACCCGCAUGGAGGGCGGCGGGGAGGCGCUGCCCGCCGACCUGCGGGAGCUGGCCAGCAAGGUGGGACGGCGGCCCCCCGCCGGGCUGCUGCGGGGGCUGCGGGCCGACACCGCCCCCGCACCGCCGGGACCGCCGCUACUGCCCGCACCGGCCCGCGGCGCCCGCCCGCCGCUCGCCGACCGCCUCCGGGCGCUCCGCCUCGAGCUGGCCUACCUACGAGCAGUUGAUGUGAAGAUCCUGCAGCAGCUGGUGGUGGUGAACGAGGGCAUCGAGGCGGUGAAGUGGCUGCUGGAGGAGAGGAGCACGCUGACCAGUCGCUGCAGCAGCCUGGCCAGCAGCCAGUACAGCCUGGUGGAGAGCCAGGCGGCCUCACGGAGGGGCAGCUGGGACAGCCUGCAGGACCCCAACGACAGGCUGGAUAGCAUCUCUGUUGGUAGCUACCUGGACACAUUGGCCGAUGACAUGGAUGAGUAUUCCCAAAAUGCCACUGAAACUGCUGCCACAUCUGUGCCGGGCAGAGCCCUGGUCAGGGCAGAGCAGGAUUGGGUCAGGAUCGACCCUGAGAGGGGUCUUGCAAAGCAAGAAAAGGGCAAAGCGGAACACGAGUGGCCCCAUGAGGACCUCUCCCCGCCUGGGCUUCCCCAGGAUCACCGGUUUGCUAAGGAGCCCCAGGUGGCCAAUGGGUAUUUGGGCCAGCAGCCCCCCGCCCCGGAACCAGGCAGAGACACCAAAUUGCCAUCGGGGGCUGGGGAGAGGCUGGGGAGGGGGAACCCGGGUGGGAAGGCUCGGAAAGCCGAGGCUGACUUCGAGAACUGCAAACUCAACAGCAAACUGCACCUGGAGUAUGAUGCCCACUGGCGCUGGCUCCAGUCUCAGGAUGAUGUGACAUUCUUGUAGCCCAUGGCUUCGCCUUCCCAGUCCAGCUCUCCCAGCUGCCUGCUCUGCUUCACUUGUCUCUGCUUGGGAGAGUUGGGGUGGCUGGAGAUUGGACAACAGGCUGGCUUGGUGGUGUUGCACUGUUCCUCUGACCCCCCCCGUCAGUGUUUGGUGAUGCAGCCCUAAGUAAUGGGGUGCCCACCCCGCGGUGAAUUUCUGGGAGAGGCAGGAUGAAGUGGGUCCCUGUAAAUUUAAUCCUUUGCUCUGGGGUGGUGCUUGCAGGUGGCUCGUCACUCCUCUGUUGUCUUUGACGUUGGUUGCAGGGAGGGGUUCUGAGGAAACCUGGGGCAGCAAAACUCCUGGGACCUCUCCCUGGCUCCACUUCUGCCCUUUAAUCCUCAGCUUCCCAUCUGCAAAAACUGGGGACCCUUCCCCCAAACCGGCUGCCCAGGGAGGACAGGAGAUGCCGCCGUGCAUCCACAGCUCAGUGGCACCAGCAUGCGAGGUGCGGGUCAGACCAUCAGCAGGGUGUCCCUGCUGGAUGUGCUCAUUUCCAUCAUUAUCUUCAAGACCAGUGUCCAUCCAGGGUAGAGUUGACCUGGGACACCUAGGGUUUGGCUGCAGCACAUGGUGAAUGCUAAAACCCCCCUCCCAGCAGGUGAAGCCCUGCCUGGUUUAAAUGCCUCUGUGAAGCCUAUCUGAAGUGAUCAGGGUGGUCACUAUAGCUGCUCCCUUUGGGCUGGGGAGCCUUUGUCUGUGUCCUGCAGAGGAAGGAUGAUGGUGCAGACUUCCCUUCCCGAUGUGAUUACAUGAGAAAGGCAAAACACUGGGUGGGAGAUGGAGAUCCAGUUCUCCCCAUUUGUUUCUAGACUGUCUCCCACCUUGGGACCAGGUCCUGCAGAAACCCUGGGAUGUGGCAGUGUAUGGGAAGCCUGGCAGAGGCUGUGGGGCUCAGACUCAGAAAGGCUCGUGCUUUCCCCUGACUCAGUGUGAUGGGGGUGAUGGCUGGGAUUCUCCAUCUGUGUAAUGAAUGGUGCCAGGUCUCUGCCCCCUACCAGCAACAAAAAACAUGAGGCUUCUCUGCCAGGGUGGAUUUGCAGCAACCCUGCCCUGGAGACAUCUUCUCUGUCCUUUUAGCCUUGGCUUCUGCCUGUGCCUUUUACUCUCCACCCACCAUGCCUCCCAGCACACCCCUUACCCCUCGCUGGCUUGUAGAGCAUGGCUGGCAGCUGGAGCUGUGUGCAAGCUUGGGCAUGACCCAUUCCCUUCACCAGAUGAUGCAGGGAAGGACCUGGGCAUCCCACAGCCCCCUACUUCAAGGAGAGGGGCUCUUCCACAUGUGUGCACAAGCCUGGAGGUUCCUGGCUUCACAACCUGUGGAUGUGCCUGUCCCCAGCCAAGUGCUAUAACAGCUUUGCUUUCACCGCAGUGCUGUUGUUCCCCUGCCUGCGUGGGUUGCAGCCUGGCUGUUUCCUUGCUGGGGUGGUACGAGUGGAGACAACAUCUCCUGAAGUCAAGGGGAAACCAAGAGAGAGGGAAGACCUGGCUGUGACUAUUUCUAGAUGUGAGACGUGAGCUGGCUGUGGUUAGGAAGGCAGUUGGGUGUACGAUGGGUUCAGCUUUGUGCCUCUGAAGCAGCACCUUCAGUGGAAACUACCCUCCGUGCCGAGACCCCGGAGCACCUUCCCUUCCCCCCACAAAUCCUCAGGGCUUCCCUGGAUGGACACAGACAGCAGGACAACAGCCAAAAUUCCUGGAGACAGCACCUGCCAAGGACUUGGGGGGAUCCCAGCAAACCGGGACCAGGCUGCCCUACACGAGCACCCCACCCGCCUGCCCUAGAGCAGCCAUGCUUGGCUUGCUGUCACCUGCAAGCAGCUCACGGCUCCCUGCAUAGCUCCGCCGCUGCUGCUGAGCCACCAUGUACCCCAAGGCCAGCUGUCCCCUGCUUUCCUUCUAGCCCUGCAUGUGAUGAACCAGCUGAGGCUCCCUGGGGCAGAUGGGGUAAGUCCUCCAGCAUGGUUAAAAUCAUUCUUCACAAAAAAUAGCUGGCUUAAUAAAUGGUAGUGUUUCUCACAGGC